UUGAAGGAGCGACACGCUAAAAGGAGAAAAAAAAAAGCUUGAUCAAAUUAAACUCAGACUCCAAUGGCGGCGUUGAGGGUUAGCUUCCGCGCUUUGCGACCUUCUUCUUCUUCUUCUUCUUCCUCAAAUUCCCUGGUAUUUUCUCUUGUUCGGUACCUCAGUUCUUCUUCUUCUUCUUCUUCUUCUUCUUCUUUCGUUGACUCUGGAGUUAACCUGCAAAAACCGGCGAACGGCGUUCCUCUCCGGCGAAAGCCCAACGGGAGAAACGACGUCCAUUGGGUGUUCCUCGGCUGCCCGGGCGUCGGCAAGGGAACCUACGCCUCCCGCCUCUCCAAUCUCCUAGGCGUCCUCCACAUCGCCACCGGUGAUCUCAUUCGCGAGGAGCUCGCCUCUUCUGGUCCUCUCGCUCCCAAGCUCGCAGAGGUUGUUAACCGAGGCAAAUUGGUUUCAGAUGAAAUUGUGAUAGAUUUAUUGUCCAACCGUCUUCAAGCUGGUGAGGCAAAGGGUGAAUCUGGAUUCAUACUUGAUGGUUUCCCUCGAACUAUAAGACAGGCAGAAAUUUUAGAGGGAGUGAUAGAUAUAGACUUGGUGAUUAAUCUAAAACUUCGAGAAGAUGCUUUGCUUGCAAAGUGCCUGGGACGACGGAUUUGUAGUGAAUGUGGUGGAAACUUUAACAUUGCUUGCAUUGAUAUUAAAGGGGAGGAUGGGAAGCCUGGCAUAUACAUGCCUCCACUAGAUCCGCCUCCUCAUUGUGCAUCGAAGCUUAUCACACGUUCUGACGACACAGAAGAAGUUGUUAAGGAACGACUCCGUGUAUAUAAUGAGAUGAGUCAACCGUUGGAGGAGUUCUACCGUAGUCGCGGGAAAUUGUUGGAAUUUGAUCUUCCCGGAGGAAUCCCAGAAUCGUGGCCAAAGCUUCUUCAAGCUCUGAAUCUGGAAGACCAUGAUCAACGGUCUGCAGCAGCAUGAACUUCUAAUGCUCUGUUCUAUAUGUAGUAGGUAAGAGUUAGAUCAUUCUUUGCGUUGUGAGCUUGUGAGCAUGCACACGCAUUUAUUUAAUUGAAGUAAAGCGGAGACAAGUUUUUAUUUGCAAAUAAAAAUAAGAAACCUUCAAUUUUAUGCAAGGUAGCUUCCAAUUGUGAUUUAAGAGACGUGUAAAUAUUAAAGGGUAAGAUUGUUCGGAGAGAAAAGGAGAUGUGAAAGUAUUGUUUAUGUUAAUUGGUGGACUGAUGUUCAGCUAAUAAGUGAUUAUUUUGUGAA
Molecule: messenger RNA, 1260 nt
Organism: Morus notabilis
Lineage: Eukaryota; Viridiplantae; Streptophyta; Magnoliopsida; Rosales; Moraceae
Product: probable adenylate kinase 6, chloroplastic
Exons: 4
Coding region: 64-969 (301 amino acids)
Biological process (GO): nucleobase-containing compound metabolic process
Cellular component (GO): mitochondrion; cytoplasm
Molecular function (GO): ATP binding; AMP kinase activity
Source: RefSeq, a predicted model, not a curated record